CCAAGCACUUGGUGACAAAGGUUGGGGGCAGACAUCACACCACAGCGCUCUGCUUCCCAUCCAGGGACGGUUUCGGCCCCCGGGGACGCGGCACGGUGGCUCCCGGGUCCCCCUCGUCCCCCACAGCGGUGCCGGUGCCUGGGUUCGGGGGGUGCGUGGGGACAUGGGGACACCGCAGCUCCGCCUCCUCGUCCUUGUAGGGCUCUUCGGCCUCGCUGCCCUGGAAGACCUGGUGAACCAAGUGUUCGUGUUCCCGUGGGAGACCAAGGACUCCUACGUGGUGCUGCGGGCGAAGCUGGAGCAGCCGCUGCUCAACUUCACCGUGUGCCUGCGCUCCUACACGGACCUCACGCGGCCCCACAGCCUCUUCUCCUACGCCACCGAGACGCAGGACGACGAGAUCCUCCUCUUCAAGCCCAAGCCCACCGAGUACCGCUUCCACGUGGGGGGCAAGUCCGUCACCUUCCGCGUCCCCGAGAGCUUUUUGGGGAGCGAGCACGUCUGCGCCAGCUGGGAGUCCCCCACCGGCAUCGUGCGCUUCUGGCUCAACGGGAAGCCCUGGCCCCGCAAGGGGCUGCAGAAGGACUACGUGGUGGGCGCCGAGGCCGUGAUCCUGCUGGGGCAGGAGCAGGACGCCUUCGGGGGGGGCUUCAAAGCCCGUCACUCCUUCGUGGGGGAGAUCUCGGAUGUCUACAUGUGGGACAGGGAGCUGACCACCGGGGAGGUGGGGGCCGCCAUGUACAACAGCCCCUUGCCCGCCCCCAUCUUCGGCUGGAGGAAUUUGCCCUACAAGAUCCACGGCAAGGUGUACCUCAAGGGGUGACCCCAGGGCCAGCCCUGCCCUGCCCCGAGCGGGCUGCGAUUGCCACCGGGGUCGUGUGUCCCCAUGUCCCCAUGUCCCUAUCCCAAUGUCCCCAUCCCCGUGUCCCCAUCCCCAUAUCCCCAUCCCAAUAUCCCUAUCCCAAUAUCCCCAUCCCAAUAACCCCAUCCCAAUGUCCCCAUCCCCGUCCCAAUGUCCCCAUCCCCAUGUCCCCAUGUCCCCCUCCCCAUCACCACCGUGUAACCGCCCAGCACCAAAUAAAUGAAGAAACGGGGUUGAAAAGCA
This is a messenger RNA of Anas platyrhynchos (mallard), 1105 nucleotides long. RefSeq names its product C-reactive protein-like. Gene Ontology annotation, biological process: innate immune response. Gene Ontology annotation, molecular function: complement component C1q complex binding. The record is from RefSeq and is a predicted model, not a curated record. Lineage: Eukaryota; Metazoa; Chordata; Aves; Anseriformes; Anatidae.